AUGAGUAUGGGAAAGAUAACUCGUAAUAAAACAUAUAACGAAUUACGGCAUAACAAGCUUCCAGCAACUAGACCUCGAGGUAGACCUCCAACUCGAAGGGGAAUUAUAGAUUUAGAUUCUAUUCCCACCAGAAAUAGUAGCAUACAAGAACCACAAUUUGCACUCCCAGAAGUACUAUUCCCAUCCAUGCAACAAGAUCGACCUCCACCUAAUAAUAAUGUAUUAUCAGGUAAUUGCGAACCAGGAUCAUCUACGACCACCACAAGUACAAUUAUUACAAUUAAAAUGACAACAAUCACACAUACGGAUGCAAACAAUCAUUCAACCACAACAACGACGGUUACAACUGACAUUUCUCCAGUCUCCAGUAAUACAAUAUCUUCUGAUCCUACAACAUUGAUGGUGGAAACAAGGGAAUUAUCUCCUCAUGUAGAUAGAUGUCCACCAAUUGAUGCUGAUGGCGUUAUUAACAAUAAUAACGAUCCAACUGAUACUGAGAUCGUUCAUUUGGCAGAUUAUGGUGAGCCUUUAAUAGAUCCACGAAUUAGCAGUGGUACAUCUAAUUUAGGCAUUAGUGAUCACCUAAAUAGUAGUAACAUUAGCAAUACCACUAAUGCUAUUAAUAUGGUGAGAUCCCCAAGCACAUCAACCAUUAAUUCAGUUGGCACAAGUUCAAGUCCAGUUCUGGAUUCCUCUUUUGUUGAUUCUAACACUGUUGGAUCGGACACGAGUUGCUUAAUGAAUCGAUCGAGUCAUUCUCCAAUGAGCAAUUCUCCAAUCAUACACUCGAGCAUUAUUUCUAGACCAAAUUAUUAUUACUUACCUGAAUUAGACACUUUAGGUACUGUUUAUGAUGUGUGGAAUGAAUGGAAUGUGGGUUUGAGUGGAAAUCCAUCGAUAAUUGCUUUACUAGAAACUUAUGGAACAAAAUGGGCAAACGAGAAUAAGGAGACUUUGCUUUUACGUAAAAAACUCAUAAAAGAGAUUCAACAAAGGUCAAAUGUUAUAGGCGUUGAUAGAGCUAUUAAUGAGUUGGAGAGAAUGAGAGAUGAGUUGAACAUUAAAAAAGAUCAUAGACACCCGAAAAUGCAGAUCUUUGUUAAAACUCUUACUGGAAAAACCAUCACCCUUGAGGUUGAAGGUACGGAUAAUAUUGCUAAUGUUAAGCAAAAGAUUCAGGAUAAAGAAGGUAUCCCUCCGGAUCAGCAACGUUUGAUUUUUGCCGGAAAACAGCUCGAGGAUAAUCGUACAUUAGCAGAUUACAAUAUUCAAAAGGAAUCAACACUUCAUCUAGUAUUACGUUUACGUGGUGGGAUUAUUGAACCUUCGUUGAAAGCUUUGGCUUCAAAGUAUAAUUGCGAAAAAAUGAUUUGUCGUAAAUGUUAUGCGAGAUUACCUCCACGUGCUACCAACUGCCGUAAGAAAAAGUGUGGUCAUACUAAUCAAUUACGUCCAAAGAAGAAACUCAAGUAG
Funneliformis mosseae is the source of this 1473-nucleotide messenger RNA. The record is from the annotation of a GenBank genome assembly. NCBI's taxonomy places the organism in Eukaryota, Fungi, Glomeromycota, Glomeromycetes, Glomerales, Glomeraceae.